CUCCCCGCCACGUCGUGCCUAUCGUGCAGAAUAGACGACCCAACAUGCACACACUUGUUGUUUCUUCCCAUCCGCCUGGGUUCGCGUAAUCGCAAUGGCGGAGGCUCUUGGGCUUGCCGCAAGCAUCAUCACUGUUGUUGAUCUGUUCGUUAAGGUCGGCGUGCUGUGUUCUGUAUAUUGCGCCGAUCUUAAGACGGCCCGGCGCGACGCUCGAUAUAUCCUCAACGAGGCCGACAAGUUCACCGCGACCCUUAAAGACAUCGAACGACUCCUCGCCGGCCCGAAUGGCGCGAAAAUUGAAGCUUCUCAGAACGUGCGCUCCGGCGUCGCGGAUUGCCGACUGCAGCUGGACGACCUGGCCACCAAGCUCGAACAGGGAACAAGGUGGAAGAGGAUAACAUGGCCACUAAAGAAGGAAGAGGUGGCUGGUAUAGUUAAGAAGCUAGAGCAAUAUAGGGCCGCUAUUUCUUUGGACCUACAGGUCAAUCAAAUAGCAUUGCUUCGCAACGUUCAUCAGGAGACUAUCCUGGCAAAGCUGCGCACCGUAGAAGGAGCGACCUUUGAUUCUCACACCGACGCCAACAAUGCCAGGUGCCAUCCCGGAACCCGGGUUGACAUCCUACAGCAGAUAUUAGCAUGGGGGGCCUCGCAUGACAGCAAGUGUAUUUUCUGGCUAAACGGUAUGGCUGGUACUGGCAAGUCUACAAUCUCUCGAACUAUAGCCCAAUCAUUCGACGAGAAGGGGAUCCUCGGCGCCAGCUUCUUCUUUAAACGGGGUGAAGGAGACCGCAGUCGCACGGCAUUCUUCUUCACUACGAUAAUUGCGCAGCUUGUCCACAAGCUGCCGUCCUUAGCCCCACACGUCCGCGCUGCAAUCGAGGCCAAUCUUGCCAUUAAUGAAAAAUCAGCAAAGGACCAGUUCGACAAGCUCAUUGCAGACCCGAUCAGAAAGCUACCCAAGCAUUCGCAACCGUUAGCAAUGGUUAUAGUUGUUGACGCACUCGAUGAGUGCGACACCCUUGAGCACAUAAGGCUUGUCAUUCAGCUUCUGUCCCAAGCGAAAUACUUCACAUCUAUCCGCCUGAGAUUCUUCCUCACCAGCAGGCCCGAGCUGCCUAUCCGACUCGGCUUUAAGGAUAUUAGCGGCAAGUACGAAGAUCUAGUUCUCCACCAGAUCUCUAUGCCCGUUAUAGAGCAUGACAUUAAAGCAUUCCUUCAGCAUGAACUUUCUAAGAUUCGACAGGAUUACAACAAGUCUGUCAAAUCAAACCGGCAGCUGCCUUUUAAUUGGCCAGGAACAGAGUACAUCCAAAAGCUAGUUGACAUGGCUAUCCCUUUGUUCAUCUUCGCCGCAACUGUCUGCCGCUUUAUUCAAGACCGAAGGCUUGGUGGCCCAAAGGAACAGCUAGCGAGAAUCCUAGAACACCAGAACAGCCAGAAGUCUAACCUAGACGCGACCUACCUCACUGUGCUAGAUCACUUGUUAGUAGGGCUGCGCGAAUCACAGAAGCAAGAAGUAGCAGAAAGGUUCAGGCAAGUUGUCGGCUCUAUUGUUAUUCUCGCCAGCCCUCUUUCGACGCAUUCGCUCGCCCGCCUCCUUAGGGUUUCCCUUGAUACUAUUGAAGAUCAACUAGACCUGCUCCAUUCUGUUUUAAGCAUUCCUCCAGAUCUAAAUGCUCCCGUACAGCUACUCCACUUAUCCUUCCGUGACUUCCUUGUUGAUCCUGAGAAGGGUAGGGAACAGGAGAAAUACCCGUUCUGGGUCGACGAACGACAAACUCAUGAGCUACUAGCCGCCCAGUGCCUAAAGCUGCUAUUAACAGGCGAUACACUCAAAAGAGACGUGUGCAACCUGCGACUUCCCAAGACGCGCCGAUCCGAGAUCGACCAGCAGACUAUCGAUGCCUGCCUGCCGCCCGAGGUCCAGUACGCCUGUCGGUAUUGGGUCUAUCACUGGAAGGAAAGCAAGUGUCUAAUACGGGAUGACAACCUCGUCGACUGCUUUUUAACGCACCAUCUCCUACACUGGCUUGAGGCUAUGAGCCUUUUAGGUUGGGUCUUAGAAAGUAUUAGCAUGGUGAAUGACCUGUUAGGUCUGCUUGAUCCGGAAGAUAGUAGUCGAGUCUCAGUGUUUCUUCGCGACACCCGUCGAGUUAUCCUGAGCCAUUGCUCUAUUAUAGACGAAUCGCCACUUCAAGUCUACUGUUCGGCUGUCGUGUUUGCGCCGGAACAGAGUGUCGUCAGGAAGACAUUUCGGAAUCAUUUUCCGGCAUGGCUUUCUCUACCACCGCAGGUGGAUUCGGCCUGGCAUGCGUGCCUGUCAACGCUCGAGGGCCAUAGCGAUUGGGUCACCUCAGUAGUCUUCUCGCCUGACUCGGCCCGGCUGGCGUCGGGGUCAUAUGACAACACAGUCAAGAUCUGGGAUGCGAGCAGCGGCGAGUCGGGUCACCUCAGUAGUCUUCUCGCCUGACUCGGCCCGGCUGGCGUCGGAGUCAGCCGACAACAUGGUCUGUCAAGGCCUAGGCUUGGGUUCAGAUCGUACGUGGAUAACAUACAAUUCGGAGGACCUAUUAUGGAUAUCGCCAGAGUAUCGACCGUUAAAAUUCAUAGUAUGUAAGAAUAUGAUUGGUAUUGGUACUAGUCAAGGAAGGGUAUGGAUAUGUAAGGUUGAACAUAACAAGCUU
Messenger RNA from Lindgomyces ingoldianus, 2684 nucleotides. RefSeq lists its product as uncharacterized. The transcript is spliced from 4 exons. Gene Ontology annotation, molecular function: protein binding. The record is from RefSeq and is a predicted model, not a curated record. NCBI's taxonomy places the organism in Eukaryota, Fungi, Ascomycota, Dothideomycetes, Pleosporales, Lindgomycetaceae. The coding region runs from base 95 to 2470 and encodes 791 amino acids.